This is a messenger RNA of Strongyloides ratti, 1437 nucleotides long. RefSeq names its product Sialin. Gene Ontology annotation, molecular function: transmembrane transporter activity. NCBI's taxonomy places the organism in Eukaryota, Metazoa, Nematoda, Chromadorea, Rhabditida, Strongyloididae. The transcript has a single exon. Bases 1 to 1437 code for a protein of 478 amino acids. Gene Ontology annotation, biological process: monoatomic anion transport; transmembrane transport. The record is from RefSeq and is a predicted model, not a curated record.
AUGACUGGUAUGACUUUGUUUUAUUUUGCCCGUACAACCAUUGGAAUAAGUAUGAUUUGUAUGUUAAAUUCUACCUCUUUUCAAAAUGAAUCUAUUACUAAACAUGAAAUACCAAAAAAAUGUCAAUAUAUAUUUAAUAAUACAAUACAAAAAUCAAAAAUAUAUGAAGGUACUAUUAAUUGGAAUCAAGAUGUACAAAAUUCUAUUAUAUCAGCAAAUUAUUGGGGAUCGCUUUUAACAAUAUUUUUUGCUGGUAUUAUAGUUGAUAAAACAUCUCCAAAAAAAACUAUUAUAUUAUCAGCAAGUAUAUUAUUAAUAACAACUGCUUUAUUUCCAAUUCUUACUAUUUAUUGGGAUUAUAAUUUAGUUAUUAUUUCACGUUUUAUAUUUGGUAUUGGUGAUGCAUUUUGGGCUCCAUCAUUUAAUCAUAUAUUAUCAAAUUGGAUACCAUUAAAUGAAAAAAGUUUGGCUGUAGGUAUUUAUACUAGUGGUGUACAAAUUGCUAUAUUAUUAGGAAAUCCUAUAUCAGCAUUAUUUUGUAAUAGUUUCUAUAGUUGGCCGGGUACAUUUUAUUUUUGUGCUACAUUAAUACUAAUAUUUAUUAUUAUUUGGAUAAUAUUAAUACAAAAUAGUUUUGAUAAUGAUAAAUGGUUAACAAAAAAUGAACAUACAUAUUUAUUAAGAAAUAUGUCAAAAAAUGAAACAAAUAAUAAAGAAAAACAUAUUAAAAUAUUAUGGUUAAAUAUUGUUACUUCAUUACCAUUAUUAUCAAUAAUGAUUUGUAGAAUUAGUGAAAUGAUAUAUAUUGUUUUUUCAACAACAUUUUUUCCCUUAUAUUUACGUGAUACAUUAUAUAUUAAUAUAAUAAAUAAUGGUAUUUAUAGUGCAGCACCAUUUACAGCUCAGAUAAUUUCUAAAAUAACAAUUGGUGCAAUUAUUGGAAAAUUACAAAGAAAAAAAAUUUUAACAUCUACUCAAAGUGUAAAAAUUUGUCAAUUUAUUAGUGGUAUUGGAGUAUUAGUUGGUUUAUUCAUUGCUCCUUAUAUAAAUGAUUGUACAAAUCAUUUUCCAAUUGUUAUAUGUUUUUCAUUUAUUCUUUUCUUUUUUGGUAUAUCAGCUAAUGGAUUUUUUACUAGUAUUUAUAUUCUUUCACCACCAUUAAUAACUACUAUUACAUCUCUUAAUUUAUUUGUUGGUGUUCUUGGAGCUGGUUCAACAUCAUAUAUUAUAAGUUAUUUAAAAAGUUUAGAUAAAUAUAAUGGAUGGAAUAAUGUUUUACGAUUCAUUGGAAUUAUAUGGUUUUUAACAUCUUUCUUUUUUACAAUAUUUGGUUCUGGUGAAAAACAAAAUUGGAUUGAAGAAAGAUCAAAAGAUAAAUAUGAAAAUAAUACAUUGUUAAAUAAAAAAAUUAUUAAUAAUAAAAAUGAUGAAAAAUAA